CAAGGAAUUCUGACCAACGAAGGCGGCCUAUGGCUAAUCCUAAACCAAUUAAAAAAACCUAAUCCCCAGACCAGAUAGGCCAGCUGCUCCUAAUCUCAGAAAACAGUCCAAAUGAUCUGGAAUAGGAAGCCCAGUGAAGGCAUCUUCACAAAAGUAUUUGCAUUUACUACUUGAGAAUGAUCUGUAUUCAUUUUCUAACAUGCCCAUUCUACUGCCUUAAGACUGAGUGAUUAGCCCAGCACAGCGACUGCCCAAUGGGUGAAAAUCUUGAGAAACUGCUGUUCCUCAUCAUCCUUUCCAAUAGCGGAUCUACGUCUAAUCUCUGGACCAAAAAUGAUAGGAGCAAAAGCCGUGACAGCCCAGACCACCACCCAGGGCCUUGCACAGCAGUACAGUGGAAUCGACGAUGUCAUAGUGAAAACCCCCUUUUAUCAGGUGACCUGCUGUUGCCCAUCUAGGAGGCCCUCUCUCACUGAGUCUUCUUGUAGCCGACUGCUCUAUAUCCUUCUCCAUUUGGGGACCUCAGCAAUCUGCUGCCUCCUGCUGUCUAGGACAGUAAUAGAGAGAGUCUGGGGCAAAGCACAUGGGAUCCAGAUGCCCUCGGUGCUAUGUGCCCACCUAUUUGGCAACUCAGACUGUCCAGUGCUCAGUGGCUCUGGGGCUGUGUAUCGAGUAUGUGCAGGAACUGCCACUUUCCACCUGCUGCAGGCUGUCCUGUUAGGCCGCCUCCACUCCCCCACCAGUCCUCGUGCACAGCUGCAUCACAGCUUCUGGAGCUUCAAGUUGGUGUUCCUGUUAGGUCUCUGUACUGUUGCCUUCUGCAUCCCUGAUGAGCACCUCUUCCCAGCCUGGCAUUACAUUGGCAUCUGUGGAGGCUUCACAUUCAUCCUAUUACAGCUGGUGCUAAUCACAGCCUUUGCCCACUCUUGGAACAAGAAUUGGCAGACUGGCGCAGCCCAAGACUGUAACUGGUUUCUAGCCGUGUUACUGGCCACCCUCGGAUUCUACGGUCUGGCAGGCGUGGGAACUGUGCUACUGUUCCACCACUACACACACUCUGAUGGUUGUCUGCUCAAUAAGAUGUUACUCAGCCUGCACCUUUGCUUCUGUGGCCUCCUCUCUUUCCUCUCCAUCGCACCUUGCAUCCGCCUCAAGCGCCCAAGUUCUGGCCUUCUACAAGCUUCUAUCAUCAGCUGCUAUAUCAUGUAUCUGACCUUCUCUGCACUGUCCAGCCGUCCCCCAGAGACAAUAACCUUUCAAGGACAGAAUCACACCUUGUGCCUGCCUGGCAAGAAUAAAAUGGGACCACAAAUACCAGACACCUCAGUAGCAGUGUUGAGUGCUGGCAUCAUGUACACUUGUGUGCUUUUUGCUUGCAACGAAGCUUCCUACCUGGCUGAGUUAUUUGGACCCCUGUGGAUCAUCAAGGUUUACAAUUACGAGUUCCAGAAGCCCUCCCUCUGUUUCUGCUGCCCCCAAACAGUGGAACCAGAGGAUGGUCAAAGCAGCAGAGUCAGGCCAGCUGACCAGGAGACCCCACAAGCUGCUCAGGUGCAAAGGCAGCAUCUUCCCUACAGCUACUCUGCCUUCCACUUCACCUUCUUCCUUGCCUCGCUCUACGUUAUGGUUACCCUUACCAACUGGUUCAGCUAUGAGGGAGCAGAACUGGAGAAGACCUUCACUAAAGGUAGUUGGGCUACCUUCUGGGUCAAAGUUGCCUCAUGCUGGGCAUGUGUACUCCUCUAUCUGGGGUUGCUCCUGGCACCACUGUUGGCUUCCGACUCAGAAUCACCACCACCCGGGUGGUGGCAACACUGCCAUCUCAUCAGUACUGCCAGGUAAAAACUAGCUCCCCAUCUAUAUGACCAAAAUGGGGUACCCUUUAGAUUACAAGUCACCUAGCUGAGCUCAGUAGUCAAGGACAAAUGAGUGGUUACCACACAUAAGCUCUCAAUAUUCCAUCUAAGUAUCUAAAUUGGAAGUGGCCAAACACACACCCUAGUUUCUUGAUUCACUAAAACUAGUGUUUUCAUUUAUGCUCAAGAGUCUAACUCCCAAAUCAGUAAACUCAGAAGCUUUGGCUGGUCCUAGCAUGUGGCACCAGCCCCUUCCUAGUUCCUGAGCUGGAGAUAAGGAGCAGGGAAAGAGCAACAGAGACUGAAGAUUUGGGUUUGCUCUUGGCAAUCAAAAGAAAACAAGUGGUCCAGCCCUGGGCACAGGGAUGUAAGAAGCCCAGAACCACAGAACAAACCAGGGCACAGAAGAAUGGAGCAGAGGCUACCACAGUUUUAAUCUCGAUCCUGAUCUUGAGGUCAAAGAAAAUGGAAGAUAAAAACCACCUUCAUUCCAUGAGGAAUGACAGAAGAGAAUGUGAGCACUUGAGAGCAGCUGACCACUGGAAGUUGGUGAACAGGAUUUGUUGGGGUUUUUUUGUUUUUUUCCUUUUGAUUUUUUUCUUUUUUUGGCCAGCUUUCAAGCAAACAAAGAAUGAGGAAGAGACAUACUUAGAUCCUUCCCCUCUUAGGGCCCUCAAUACCAUCAUGGAGAUGGUGUUCAAGGUCUGAGUGGGGCAUAAAAAUCACAGAAAAGAAGUCUCCAUAGUUCUUACAGGAUUCCUCUACCACAGAACUAGAGUGCUUUUCUGGUUGCCAUAGUAAAAUAAAGGCUUCUUCUGUGAUGUUUCCCUUAUGAAGUUUACAAAUCUCGCUUAGGUGCCUAAAAGAACUCUCCCCUUUUAGUGGGAAAGGGCAGUCACUUCUCCAUCCCCAUCCCCCCAAUCCCCAGUCAAACCAGGCGCUCAAGGAAUUACAAAGCUACUUUUAAUACUUUGGGGUGUGCCCCACAGGAAUAAAAAACACUGGGAAGGGGUAACCCCCUCACCCCCAGGAGUGGCCCAGGGGGAGAGAGGCUCCCUGAGGGGAAGGAAGCACAAAA
Molecule: messenger RNA, 2934 nt
Organism: Mesocricetus auratus (golden hamster)
Lineage: Eukaryota; Metazoa; Chordata; Mammalia; Rodentia; Cricetidae
Gene: Serinc4
Product: serine incorporator 4
Cellular component (GO): membrane
Source: RefSeq, a predicted model, not a curated record